AAUAAACCGCUUGCACCUGGCAACUUCGGUUUUUUGAGUCCUCCCCAUGGUCCCUAUUGUAGACCAAAGACUUUGGUCUUAUUCAAAAUUUGUAACAGCUAAUUUUUCCAUCCCAAAAUAAAAUCACAAAUACAACAAAAAAACGUUUUAUUUUGAAAUGAAAAUAUGAGGUACCUCUUUAAUUUACAAAUGUUUGCCAUGCAAUUUAUGACGCGCUUUUAAUUUUGCCCCUCCCCAGCACCCCUAUAUAUUCCCACCUCUUCUCCGCUCCAUUUUCCUCACCAAGAGAACUCAUUCUAUCUCCUUUACUUUAGUGUUAGAGGUUCAAAUCUUAAUUCCCUUCUCAAUUACAGAAAAAUGGAGAUUCUUGGUUUGCUCAUAAUUAGCUAUCUUUCCUUGUCCAAAAUUGUUCAUGGCUUUGAUGAGGGUUGGAAUGAAGCUCAUGCAACCUUCUAUGGUGGUGGUGAUGCCUCUGGCACUAUGGGAGGAGCGUGUGGAUAUGGAAAUUUGUACAGCACAGGAUAUGGAACAAACACAGCUGCAUUGAGCACAGCAUUGUUCAACAAUGGGCUGAGCUGUGGAGCUUGUUUUGAGAUUAAAUGCGUGAAUGACCAGAAAUCAUGCCUUCCUGGUUCAAUUGUUGUCACCGCUACCAAUUUUUGUCCUCCAAACAAUGCACUCCCGAACAAUGCUGGUGGGUGGUGCAAUCCACCCCUCCACCAUUUUGACCUUUCUCAGCCUAUUUUCCAACAAAUUGCUCAAUACAGUGCUGGAAUUGUCCCUGUUGUCUACCGACGGGUACCAUGCCAAAAGAAGGGAGGGAUAAGAUUCACAAUAAAUGGACACUCAUACUUCAACUUGGUCCUAAUCACAAACGUUGGAGGCGCGGGUGAUGUCCAAACCGUGAUGAUCAAAGGUUCAAGGACUGAUUGGCAACCAAUGUCAAGAAACUGGGGUCAAAAUUGGCAAAGCAACUCUUUCUUCGACGGUCAAAGCCUCUCAUUCAAAGUCACCACCAGCGACGGCCGCACCGUAGUUUGCAACAAUGCCAUUCCGGCUGGCUGGUCUUUUGGUCAAACCUUCACCGGUGCACAAUUCAACUAAAAUUUUUAAAUUAAUAAAAAAGGAGUGAAGUUUAUAACUAUUAUGGGGCAUAAUUAGAGUUAUUAGUAAGUAAUUAAAUGGAUAGGGCUUAUUUUAAAGUGGUCCUAACCAUUGUUUUCUUAAACGUAGCUUUGUGUCACUUAAAAGUGUGUUUCUGUCUUUGGGUGUUUUUUAAAGGAGACAGAAUAUGGCAGGGGUGGAUUAAUUAAGGUUGUUCUCUUAAUUAACCACCCGCCGUAGAACUUUGUGGCAUUUUGAUUUAGUUUACUUUAAUCCUAUUUAAGUUGAUUAAAGUAACAUUUUAGAGCUCGAAUCAGAAUUAGUUAGGUUGUGAUGCGUCCCAUGUAAUUUGUGUAAUCAGUCAGUUCGGCAGCAAAAAAAAAAGCUGAAAUGAUGAAUGAAUGUGUUAUGUUGUUGUCGCCUUCUUUUAGCAAAGGCGUGGUCUUAAUGAAAUCUGUGAUAUGUCAGAGACUGUAAAACCGUUAUUGUUGUCUGGUUCUUUUCAUUGAAGAAAUUAAAAAGUGACCUUGGAUAUUGUGUUUGGACUUUGGAAUCGAUCCUUGCCUCAGUUCGGUC
Messenger RNA from Oldenlandia corymbosa var. corymbosa, 1680 nucleotides. Lineage: Eukaryota; Viridiplantae; Streptophyta; Magnoliopsida; Gentianales; Rubiaceae. The record is from the annotation of a GenBank genome assembly.